Messenger RNA from Heterobasidion irregulare TC 32-1, 192 nucleotides. RefSeq names its product mitochondrial F1F0 ATP synthase, j chain. The transcript is spliced from 3 exons. Gene Ontology annotation, molecular function: proton transmembrane transporter activity. Lineage: Eukaryota; Fungi; Basidiomycota; Agaricomycetes; Russulales; Bondarzewiaceae. The record is from RefSeq and is a predicted model, not a curated record. Gene Ontology annotation, biological process: proton motive force-driven ATP synthesis. Bases 1 to 192 code for a protein of 63 amino acids.
AUGGCUUUCCUCGGUCUCCGCAAGUGGCCCACUCCUGUUCUCAAGCCUCUGUGGCCCUUCUUUGCCGCGACUGGCAUCACCUACUAUCUCGUCGCAAAAAUGCAAGACAUGGGUGUCAGAUCCGAGGCAUUCGCGAAGGACCCGCGCAACCCGUACGCGGCCCAGAUCGAGAAGGAGUCGGCGCACCAUUAG